Besnoitia besnoiti is the source of this 6390-nucleotide messenger RNA. RefSeq lists its product as uncharacterized. Gene Ontology annotation, cellular component: AP-5 adaptor complex. The record is from RefSeq and is a predicted model, not a curated record. Lineage: Eukaryota; Apicomplexa; Conoidasida; Eucoccidiorida; Sarcocystidae. The transcript is spliced from 16 exons. The coding region runs from base 1 to 6390 and encodes 2129 amino acids.
AUGUCGACGGCGAGCGGCUUCGUGCCGUCCCUGCUUGGGGUCUUGGAGGGCCUCGCGGCGGCGCUGCAGCAUCAGCACCGGAGCGCGGGCGCGGCAUCGGACCGGCGCGCCUCGCAGACGACGACCGCAGACGUCUCCGCGAUGCUCAAGCACCUCCACGCCUUCCUCCUCACGAAUAUCUUCACUCCCGCGCUCAUUGCCGAUGCGUCGCAUAACGCGAGUGCGGCUUAUCUCCGCUGUCUCAUCCACCGUGUCCAGCUCGAUCUCUACGCGUUGCUGGUCAGUAGCGCCGAGUUCGCUAGUCUCUCUACGCGCCUUCUGGCUUCGAUGCUUAUCAAGCUGCUUGCGUCCAUCUCUCCUUCUUCUCCGCCUCGUCUUUUCUCGACUUCUUCAACUGCCCUCCCAGCCGGGGCCACGCGGCUGCCACCGUACCCGCCGGCGUCGGCCUCCAGAGCCUUUUCAGACCGUCUUUUCUCCGCCUCUGCGCUGACCCAACUGUCGCCGCUCGUUGUCUUUGAUGUCGAGAUCGAGGGCCAACGCGCGGUGAGGCCUCGGCCCGGGGAUGCGGCCGAGCCCUUGCGGGGUGUCCCUGGAGCCUUGGGCUCCACCGGCGCGGUCGGACUGUCUCCGGCGUCCGGGGGGGGGCCGGGGCCGUCGUUGCCCCAGGCCUUCGGCCAGCUUCCAGCGUUUUUCUUCACGACGUUCGGGGGCAACAUGGCGCUCUACAGUCCGCACCAGCUGCGGUCAUUCCUGUUUCUGCUCGCUGAGUUGAAGCCGGCAGAUCUCCUGGUCGCGAACGCGCAGAACUUCGUGGCGUGGUUGACCUUCUCGCCUGCGGAUGCCGUAGAGGACGCGUCUUUGGGGCCCGGGGCGGAGCGGCGGCGCGGGUUGGGCUCGGCCUUAGCUGGCCUGGUGCCUGGAGACCUCAACGAAGAGGAAGACGAUGAGGAUGACAGCUACCUCUACGGCGAGGGAGAGUUGCAGGCAGGAAGCAAAGGCGGCGGAGCCCACCGCGCGCAGCUUUUGCAGAAGCUCGCACAGGGGGAAAACGGCGAGGCACAGAGCACGCGGUACACGUUAUUUAAACUGUCGUCUGGCGCAGGUUCGUCGGCUUUCUCGGCGAUUUCCACGCGGCAUCGGCCUUCCUCUUUUUCUGCAUCUCGGUCCGGUCCGGACUCCUCCUCAGCGGGGCUGGCGGCUCCUGCGUCGUCUUCCUCUUCUAUCUUGACCUCGCUGUUUCCGUCCUCUACAGCUGCUCCCUUCGAUGCCCUGCAAGGCGGGAGUCGCGCGCCGGCGUCUGCGUUCUGUGCGUCUUCAGCGGCGCCUGACGGUCAGUCUGUCUUCGGUCUCGGAGGCAAAGCCGCAGCGCGAGCGCCGGACUCGAAGGAACCAGACCUUCUGCGUCUUUCGUCGCCCCAACUGGCGCGAGAAGCAAUCAAUCGUGGGCCGCUGCGCGCCUCCACGUCCUCGCCAGUGGCGGCGUCUGCAGCGGCAUCGCCUGCGAAUCCUGCCGCGGGCAAAGGAUUCUUCAUUUUUCCGCCGCCAGUGGGCUACGACGGCCCGCGCGCGAAGGCCCUCGUGGCGUCCUCCUCUUCCGCGUCGCGCACGCCCCCGGUGCCGCCUCUCGCGCUGCGGCAGCUCUCUCUCUCCUGUCUCCUUGUUCUGCUAGAGCGCUGUUUCUGCUCGUCGGAAGACGUCUUCUCCGUCGCCGGCAGGCACCGCGAUAUUCUCUGCGCGCCUCGAGACGAAGAAGAAAGCGAGUGCGCGCUCGGGCGAGGCGAAUGCAGUCACCUGUCGCGAGCCGAGGACGGGCGCGCGGGCGUGCCGCCGGACUGCCUUCCUGGCGCGCAGUCCGCGUUCUCACAGGGACAAGAGACUGCCGGGGAAGCAGGGGGUGCUCGCCGUUGUAUGUACACCUCAGGGGUAGAGCGUGGAGACUGGGAAGGCGACGCCGACGCGAGCCCUGCGCCGCGCGCGUUGGAUCUCAGUGCAGGCCCAGCGCUGGCGCGGCGCCGCCGAUGCCAAAAAGACUGGUGGUUCCUCACGCUCAGGCGCCUCAUCAGAAGAGUCGAAAACUGGGGGAUUCGCCUGCUCCUGAACGCGCAGCGAGACGCGCAGCGCCAAGAAGACGAGGGCCGCUGGAGUCUCCUCAAGAACCUGUGGCGCGGCGACAAACCGAAGGUCGUCCUGGAGGCGGACGGGAAGCCCAGCCGGGAGAUGUUCACCUGCUUGUGCGUCGUCGAGGACUUCUCGGAUGAACAGCAGAUGAGCAUUCACUUCUUCUCCGCUCUCUACGCAUGGCUCGUCACCAUCUACCACCGUCAGAUCACGCUGCAAAGGCAGAAGCAAAUCGGCGAGGAGGCGGUCUUCAAGCUCGUUCACUUUGGCUUCCUCCCGCGCUCGGCGCUAGCGCCCCCGGCGACCCCCGCAUAUGCGGCCGUGCCCCCCCGUUCCCGCGAAUCAGUCUCUCCCAGCAUUCGCUCUGCGCGCUUCAGCGCGGCUCGCGAAGACGCGGAGAUCGAGGAGGGGGAAGAAGACGCAGAGGAGGAGAGCGAGGGCGACGACGAGCGGCGGGAGGGCGCAGGGGCGAUUGAGGCCGGGCACGACGCCAAGGACGUCCAGGACAUGGUGCAGCGUCUGCUGGAAAUCACAAAGAGCUUCGAUGCCGAGAGAGGCGUCCUGGCGCGGAUGCACACGGCCGAGGCGGCGCCAGACGGGCCAGAAGGCGUGCCAGAGCGAGAGGCGUCUGGUAAGAGCCAGACGAUCGAGCCCGACGGAGACCCGAGAGGCCCUGCGGACUGGGGACGCCCGUCACCCUCGCACGAACCGUACCUCGAUCGGCGGCUGGAGGCGGGCGCGGAGCCUCGAGACCUCGCGCGCGAUUUCGUAGCAUCGACUCGCGCGGCGUCUGCUGUGCCCCCCCCCAACGCGCCGCGGUGCCGAUCGCUGUCACCGUGUUUCGCAUCGUGUCACUCUGCUACGUCGUCCUACUCCUCCUCUGCUUCCGGUCUUCCCUCAGUCUCGAAGUCCGUGUCCUCGUCCGUUGCAGCCUCUGUUGCUGAGGCCGCGGUGUCGACGUGCGUCGCGCCUCGCGCCCCUGCCUCCAUUCAGCUGAACCGGCGCUUUCUCUCCGCGCUUGCGACUUACUGUCUGCGUCUUCUGGCGCAGGUUGAACGCCAACAGAACCUGUAUUUCCAGCAGCUGCUGCAGCUGCGCGAGCGCGCUGAGAAGGCCGCGGCGGCGUCCGCGCUGGGCGGGUCGUCGCUGCAGCCGUGGAGCUUCCUGGCUCGGCCGGCGGCCUCGAAAAGCCGGAAGAGAGAGAAAAGAGGCGCGGAAUUCCUCGCGCGUCUGCUGACCGCAGCAGGCGCGGAGAACGACGACGAGCGCCAAGAACUUCGUUCCGCGUCGCUCUUCGCCCGCGCGGCGCUGAGCGCAGGCCUCGGGAGGGGAGGGGCGCUUGCGGGAACAGAGGGGUGGGCGGAGGCGACGUCGGGUGGGAAGGGCGAGCGCGUGAACGGCAGGGGCGGUCAGACACGGAGUCCCUUCACCGACGGAGUGGUGAAAGUCGGCGGCAGCCAGUACUGGAGCCUGGGGCAGCACGCGGCCAUUCCCGAAUCCGUGUGGGAGCUGCAGAUGGCUGAUGCCGUCGGCGCGGAGGCCAUGCGAAUCCUAGAUCUCGUCUGCCGCGCGGACGCAGAAUACGUCUCCGCGGUCUUCCCGGCAAUCAAACGCGUCUGCGAGCGUCUGCUUUCCGGAGGCGGCUUGCACCUGUUCACCUGCGUCUUCCACUUUUAUCUUCAUCACUACCCGCACCAGCUUUUCUCGCUCGACAGCUUCGUGCAGCAGUACGUUGCGCACCUGGGCCUUCACUACCGCUCGGUUCUUCUGACCAUCAACGCCCUCACCUUCCUCAACAACAACCUCCAGGCACUGGUCGUCAAAACCAACAUCUUCACGAGGUAUUUCCCGGUGAUUUUCAAGUUGGUCGCCUACCACCCGCGCGCCGCAGGCAGCCUUCUUUUUCCGCUCCUCCCCGCAAUUGUGGGCCCCGACACGGUGAUGGAAGUUCUACACUCGCUGCUUGACCUUCCGCUGACGGCGUCCUUUCUCGAGCGCUUUGAUCAAGAGGGAGCCGCAGCGGCCUCCUUGUUCGCCUCGUCCUUCUUCGCCUCCUCCAAGGAAGUCUCCGCUGGAGCCCUGUCCCUCGCCGCGCAAGCCGCCGCGACCGCCUGCGACCGCACCUGUCCCUUCCUUAAGGCCCUGAAGGCCUACCUCCUGCGGAACGAAGCAGGGGGACGAAGCGUGAUAUGGGAGAGCGACGAAAGCGAAGAAGUUCUGGUCAACUUGCAGGUGCUGUGGAGGAGACUGCCUAUUACCUCCCGCCUCUCGGCCGUCUGCAAGAUCGUCCCCGGUUGUCUUCAAGUCUACUUCCGCAUCGUGCUCAAUGAUGCGCCACCGUACUACGCGGAGAAAGUCCUCCGCGUGCUCCUUGAGCGUUUCCUCAUGCUGUGCCCGGUCGAGUUCUACAUGGACGCGCUGAAUCGCCUCUUUCUCACGAUGAUUCUCCAGAUUUUUAAUCGCUACCCCAUCUUUGUCAUUUCCCUGCGCACGCAGAUUCUUCAGGCCGUCUACCGACACCUGACGGUUCGCGGCGCUCUGCUUGCGCGCCACCUCUGCUGGGUGAUGGGCGAGUACGCCUCGCCGCACCUGCUCACGCCCUCGGAGCUCUCUCGCUGGGAGCGCCCGUGUGCGGCCGAGCCGGAGGCGAGCGGCUUCUCGGCCUUGAGAAAUCUCCAAGGCGCGCACGCAGGCGAGGCCGCCUCCUCCCUGCCUGUGGUGGUCCGGCGCGCGGCGUCUUCCAAGACGGGCGCAGAGCUGUUUGCAGGCUUUUUCGAUGCCUUAGAGAGCCUGGCCUACGAAGCGACGGCUUCGGUUCGACCUGCGUCUUCGACUCUGGCGUUUGGCUCCUCGCCCGCGGGCGGCUCGGGCGAUCCGCUGUCUUUUUCAAGGCCCGCCAGGGGGGGGCCUCUACCCCCGUCGUCCCCCUCGGCGUUCUGGCGUCUCCGAGCAGGCGCGGCAGGUUCGGGCGCCUUGGGCGCCGCUCCGGCACGCGCCGAAGGCGUCGCAGGCGUGUCUCCGCCGGGGGCUACCGGCGCCGAGGACGCCGCCAGGCUCGGGCGGGAAGGCGAGGCCUGGGGACAGUCCGCAUCCGCCCCGAACGGGCCUGGCCGGCCUGAGGAGAGCGCGCGGGGGACACGCGACGGAAGUCGCCAUGACGCAAACCUCGGAGUGUCCAGCGAGGAAGAAGACGAGGAGACAGACAGCGAAGACAUGUCGGAGUUGGACACGAGUGACGAGCUCUCCCUGAGCAGCGACGAAGAGAGAGAGCGAGAAGAAGGGCGUCGCAGAGGCGAGUCUGCCACGCUCAGCUCACUGCCAGCGGACGCGCAGACAGCGCCCGACCAGGAAGAGCUGCGCCUCGUCUUUACGCCGUGCUUCGUCUGCGUAGUCGUCACAGCGAUGACAAAGUUCGCGCUACGCUAUCCUGCUUUCAUGCCGAGGGUCGUCUUGUGCUUCUCCAAGCUCAGUCGCUGCUUCUCUUCAGGGGAGUACGCUAGUGUCCGCGAACGCGUGCAGACAUGUCUACACUUGGCUUCAAAGUCUUCCGCCUGCGCGUCCAUUCUUCAAGCCCGCGUUCCGUCGCCCAUCGCGUCUUUGGGGCCGCCGCCGGUGAGCUUCGACGCCGACGGCAUCGAGCGCGUGUGUGUCUUCUGCAGCUUGAACUCUGUGCGCAUAGCCCCCCUCCAGUCGCUCACUCAAUACUGCCACACUCCGUACAACUUUGUCCCGGGCCCGCGGCUGCACCUAUUCGAGCUACCGGGUUACCCAGUGGAUGGCACGCCUGACAGCCAGGAAAUCGAGUCGCGGAUGGCGCAGUAUCUGUUCGCUGACCAUCCGCAGGGUGUUCGACAGACGCGGCACAUGCGAAUUUCCCCUUACUCUGGAGCGCUUCCCGAAGCGGAAGUUUUCGCGUUGCAGGAUCAGGGACUCGCAAGUUCACCUGGAGAGGUGACGGCAAGCCUGGGCGGCAGCCCGGGCAACGAUACGCUGCCGCAGAGGGGCGUUUCUCCUGGCAUGAGCUCGCUGGCGCAGAACAUAUCCGCAUCGUGGGACAUGGCCUCGCAUGAGCACACUGUCACAUGGGAACACGCAAGGAAAAGCAUGGCUUUUGUCGAUGACAGCGGGGGGCUCUGGUCACCACUGACAAGUCGGCCCGGGGGGGAGGAAGCAGCAGAUGAGGGUAUCCCGGGUUCGUUGUUCUCUCAGCCGUCUGUAACAGAGAUGCUGCUUCGACGUCAGAUACACCAAAAGGACAGCGUGCACGACUGA